Molecule: messenger RNA, 1623 nt
Organism: Microcebus murinus (gray mouse lemur)
Lineage: Eukaryota; Metazoa; Chordata; Mammalia; Primates; Cheirogaleidae
Gene: IRAK1BP1
Product: interleukin 1 receptor associated kinase 1 binding protein 1
Biological process (GO): positive regulation of canonical NF-kappaB signal transduction; immune response
Source: RefSeq, a predicted model, not a curated record
CCCCUUCGGCCACCGUCGGCCUGGAGUUACUAUGGAAACCCAGCUGCCAUAGCUAUGUCUCUGCAACAGGCCCCUCCGUCACGGGUGUUCGUGGAACUGGUUCCCUGGGCUGACCGGGGCCGGGAGAACAAUCUGGUUUCGGGCGCAGAGACACUACCUGGUCUCCGUCGCCCUCUGUCCUCGGCACAGACCCAAACUGCAACCCGUGAGGUGCAUGUAAGCGGCACCGCAGAGGUGUCUGCUGGCCCCAACAGGGCGCAGGUGACAGUGCGAGUUAGCAGCACUAAGGAGGCGGCGGCAGAGGCCAAAAAGAGCGUUUACCGGCGUCUAGACUACAUCACGCAGAGCCUCCAGCAGCAAGGUCUGCAGGCAGAAAAUGUGACUGUGACAAAGGAUUUUAGAAGAGUGGAAAAUGCUUAUCAUAUGGAAGCAGAGGUCUGCAUUACAUUUACUGAAUUUGGAAAAAUGCAAAAUAUUUGUAACUUUCUUGUUGAAAAGCUAGAUAGCUCUGUCAUCAUCAGCCCACCACAGUUCUAUCAUACUCCAGGUUCUGUUGAGACUCUUCGACGGCAAGCCUGCCUUGUUGCUGUUGAGAAUGCAUGCCGAAAAGCUCAAGAAGUCUGUAACCUUGUUGGCCAAACCCUAGGAAAACCUUUGCUUAUCAAAGAAGAAGAAACAAAAGAAUGGGAAGGCCAAAUAGAUGAUCAUCAAUCAUCCAAACUCUCUAGUUCAUUAACUGUACAACAAAAAAUCAAAAGUGCAACAAUACAUGCUGCUUCAAAAGUAUUUAUAACUUUUGAAGUAAAGGGAAAAGAGAAGAAAAAAAAGCAUCUUUGAAAUUUCAACCAAAAUAUAUUGUAUUUGCUUCUUUUUAUCUAUUUUUAUACUUUUAUAAUGUUUGUUUUUGUCCUGAAUAUAUAAAUUGUAUAGUAGAUAAGCUGUUUCUCUCUAAAAUCUAUAAAUCCUUGAAUAUAGUCCCACAGAAUACUUAUGUUCACUUUGUUUCUAUUUUAUUACUUUAUCAUAAGAAUAUAAUCUUUUAAUCAGAAAAGUACAAUCUGGCUAUAACACUUUCCUACAUUCUAUUAUAAUUGUAUUAUUUCUUAUAGCCAAUAUCAUUUUUCUACAAAUGAUCCUUUUCUAGUUUUGUACAUGUUUGAAAUGAAUAUAAGUUGGAUAAAAUGUUUAGAAAAAAUUUCAGGAUCACAGUUUUUAUGAAGUGACAUAUGCUUUAUGGGUCAAUCACCUCUGGAACACUUUGGAGUUUUCUUUCUAUAAAGUCACAAUUGGUCUAUUCUAAUAGUAAAAAGAAUUCUAAAGCCCUAUAUACCCAUAUUCAACAUGUAAAUGUGAUUUUAUAAUAUUUUAAUAUGGUUUUCUGAUGUCCCUGGAGUUCAUAAAACUGCAAAUAAAAUAAUGAAGUUUCUCAGAGUAAAAUUCAGAUUUAGGGAGGCUAAAAAGCUGACCACAUUCUCUACCUCAGUCCUGAUGUGAAACAUGAUGUCUGUAUUAAAUACCAGUAGUAACUCAGUGAUUUCUUUCUUCCACGAGUUAAGUAUAUGCUGAUAAGGAGCUAGAAGUAACAUUUAUGUAUGCUAAAAUAAAUCUUCUUAUCUUCAGGUA